CGCGGUUAUCGUGUGGUUUUGCUACAGUGACCUCGCGGUUAGGAUGGGCGUGAACUUAGAGGGUUGGUAUUUCAGCCAAAUCAAGGGGACAUGUGAAGAUGUUAAUGAAGCUGAUAUUAUAUCUUGUGUUGAAUAUAAUAAAACUGGCGAUUUUCUAGCAACUGGUGAUCAUGGUGGUCGAAUUGUGAUUUUCAAACGAGAAAAUGAAGAUAAACUUCAAAAGUGUAUCAGUCACAAUGUGUAUUGUACAUUUGUCAGUCAUGAACCGGAAUUCGACUAUCUUAAAUCAUUGGAAAUUGAAGAAAAGAUCAAUAAAAUCCGAUGGUUACCACGUACUAAUCAUGCACAGUUUCUGCUUUCUACAAAUGACAAAACAAUUAAGCUUUGGCGUAUUACUGAACGAUGUCGACGUGUUGCCAAUAGUAGUUGUAUAUCUUCUGAUUAUUUUCUAAGCAAUGAUAAUAAUACUAGUACUAUUGAUGACGACCAUGAUGGUUUUGUAGUGAGUGAUAAUACAAACAAUUCAUCUGCUUCAUUGAAUAAAAUUUAUCAGAAAACUGAUCUACGUGUACCAUAUUAUGAAGAUAUUGAUCCAGUCAUGGAUGCACAUCCUAAACGAAUAUUUGCUAAUGCACAUACUUAUCUUAUCAAUUCAUUAUCAGUGAAUUCCGAUCAAGAGACAUUUCUCUCAGCAGAUGAUUUAAGAAUUAAUUUAUGGAAUUUAGAAAUUACCAAUCAAUCAUUCAAUAUUGUCGAUUUAAAACCUGUAAAUAUGGAAGAUUUAUCUGAAGUGAUAACAGCUGCACAAUUUCACCCAUCAGCAUGUUCACUAUUUAUUUACAGCAGUAGUAAAGGUACUAUACGUUUAUGCGAUAUGCGUCAACGUGCAUUAUGCGAUGAACAUGCAUUAUCAUUUGAAGAAGUUGACGAUCCAAUGAGUCGAUGCUUUUUCUCUGAAAUUAUUAACAAUAUAUCCGAUUUAAAUUUUAGUCAUUCCGGUCGUUAUAUUUUAAGUCGUGAUUAUUUAACAUUGAAAG
Messenger RNA from Schistosoma turkestanicum, 1037 nucleotides. Lineage: Eukaryota; Metazoa; Platyhelminthes; Trematoda; Strigeidida; Schistosomatidae. The record is from the annotation of a GenBank genome assembly.